AUUGAAAAAGUUUGUUGGUAGUAAUGGUGACGAUUCAAAGAAGAAAAUACGCACGGAAGAUGGGACUUAUCUGCCAGCAACGUACAAAAGUGGUCGUUAUGAGAAAUGGCAGAAGAAACAGAAGUUGGAAUAUCAAAAUAAUGAUGAAGAAGAAACGAUUGACACACGAAUAAAGAAACAGGACUUUAGGAGACGUAGUGGCAACCGGAAAAGAAGAAGGCGAAAUAAGACGGAAAAUAAAGAAGAGAAAGCGCCACGUUCUGAACUAAAAACUUCAGAGCAGAUCCUGAAACAGAGGAAUAGAAAGGCAAAAAUUCAGUCAUAUCAACUCUAUAGAAGGCAGCAAAAUAUGAAGAAACGGUUGACAAAGAAGCGAAAAACUGAUUUGUCUUAUUAG
Messenger RNA from Acanthocheilonema viteae, 397 nucleotides. The record is from the annotation of a GenBank genome assembly. NCBI's taxonomy places the organism in Eukaryota, Metazoa, Nematoda, Chromadorea, Rhabditida, Onchocercidae.